Messenger RNA from Neodiprion virginianus, 1788 nucleotides. RefSeq names its product actin-related protein 10 (gene Arp10). NCBI's taxonomy places the organism in Eukaryota, Metazoa, Arthropoda, Insecta, Hymenoptera, Diprionidae. The transcript is spliced from 5 exons. The record is from RefSeq and is a predicted model, not a curated record. The coding region runs from base 348 to 1481 and encodes 377 amino acids. Gene Ontology annotation, biological process: retrograde axonal transport of mitochondrion.
GUAUCGUUCACCGAUUCUACAACCGUGUUUUGUCGUACUUGUGGUCAAUUUCGAGGAUUGCCGUAUACUUAAAUACAUUAUAAGUAACGUCGUGGUAACUGCUUGGUAAUCUUUACCUCAAAAGUUAACGGCAGCUUCGCGCUGCUGGCUGCCGCGGCAUUUCGUUGCCCGUGAAAAUCUAGCCUAAAACUGCGCAGUCUAUCUGUAUUUAGUCUAUGCUCUCAGGUGGUGCUUACAAUGACAGUUCUGCUGAACCUAUGAUUUUUAACCUCUAAUGGAAUCCAGAUCUGGAAAAAUUUACUUCAGGUCAUAAUCAGAUUACUUUUGACCUAAGAAAAAAGCAUAAAAUGUCGUUAUACGAGGGCAUCAGGUUAAUUUCGGACAAGCAAACCGUUGUUCUUGACAUUGGAAGCGCAUAUACUAAAUAUGGAUAUGCUGGAGAGUCGGUACCUCGCGGCAUAAUAAAAACUGAAGUGAAAUGUCCAGAAUCUGGGAAAAUAAGGAAGGUAUUCUCUUACGAGGAUUCACAGGACUUGUAUCAGCUUCUAGUCGAAUUCAUUCACUUACUCUUCUUCAGGCACGUUGUUGUCAGUCCCAAAGAUAUAAAAGUAGUUAUUGUUGAGUCUGUAUUGACUCCGACAGAAUUUCGAGAUACUUUGGCUAAAGUAUUUUUCCGACACUUUGAAAUUGGUUCCUUGAUGCUUGCACCUUCCCACUUGGUUGCUGUUAGUACUUUGGGAGUUUCUACAGCAUUGGUAUUAGACGUUGGAUAUAAAGAAGCAACGUUGAUUCCGAUUUACGAAGGUGUACCAGUUCUCAAGGCAUGGCAGGCCUUGCCACUGGCAGGACACGCGGUCCAUGAGUGCAUAAAGAAAGAAUUGAAAACCAUCCUGCCUAACGACGGCAGUGACGUUGAGAAAACAAUUGAAGAUAUCAAAGUUAGAACCUGCUUUGUUACCACAAUAGAGCGGUCUCUCAAAUUGCAAACUGAUGAACCACCAAUUGCACCUCCAUCAGUCAAAUAUCCUGGAGUCAAAACCAUAACUGUACCCGGAUCAGUACGUGAAAAAGCUUUUGAAUUAUUGUGGGAGCGAGACAAUGACAAUUUGAGUGUACCAACCAUGAUACUAGAUGCUAUAGUGAAGUGCCCUGUAGACAUGAGACAUCCGCUUGCUGAAAAUAUUCUGCUGAUUGGAGGAACGACAAUGGCAAAAGGAUUUUUGCCACGUUUGAAAUCUGAACUUUUGACAUUACUGAAGAGUAACUUAUAUUCUGAGAAAUUAAAAAUAAGUACAGUCAAGUUUCAUAAGGCACCAAGCAAAGCUAAUUACACAGCAUGGCUUGGUGGUGCUAUAUUUGGUAUUGCAGACUUGCCACUACGUUGUUUGACGAAAGAAAAUUACCUCAUGUCAAACAGAGUCCCAGAUUGGGCAAGCUUAAUUGAUAAUCAGAAAUCAGACUCAUUGAUAAAUAGUAUGUAAACUAUUAUGUCUACCUAAUUCGUAAAAAAAUUAAUCUGAUACCUAAUGUUCUUAUAAAGUUCCAAUUUUCAACAGUGAGGUAGUAACCCAAUUAAAAAUCGUCACUCAAAAUUAAUGUUUUUUUUUUCUUGCAUAGAAUUUACUUUAUUCUAUAAUGUCACAAAACGGUUUAAAAUGAUAUGGUGGAACGAGAUGGUCUUAUUUUUAGCAGUCACGAGGAACUUCAGAUGCCUGUAAUGUAAAAUAUAUUUAAUAAUUUAUAAUUCGUAUAAUAAAGAAAUUGUAAGAAUAAAAAAAAUCGAUCACA